GAGCGCCCUUCGAGUCAGCAACAACUAUCAACGAUCCCUGUCCCAAACGACCUAUAUCGCAUCUGCUUACACGUUCAGCUACUUCCGCCAGCUCAAGAGAACCUUUAUCUGAACUCACGCGACUUUUCGGCAACUUCUUCGGUCGCAAACUGACGCGUACACCAGUUCGUCACGCGUCUGAAUAUCUAUAACCCUCAAACCAUUUUCAGGCAUCUCCACCAUCCGCUUAACAUCCUAACCUGACGCGUCAAUAUGUCUGCUCCUUCUCAGAACGCGACACCGCGUAGGGUGCUCGGUGCUAUCGACACGAACGCCCAGUUCAACAGAGUCGACUCGCCCUCUAAGCGGCGGAAGCUGAGCCCGAUCAAGCCCAAAACGCUCAUGCCGCCUCCAACAAUCUAUUCGGAUGUACGCGACAAGGAGAACAGUGUUCGUGGGUCCGCCAUCUACGAGGAUCAACCCAAAACUGCGUCGCAGCCUGAACAGGUGCCUGUGUAUCCCAGGAGCCACUAUGAGGACGACGUCCAUGAUUCACAGUUGCAAAAUGCUUAUGAUAUCCUUUCCCAACUGUCUGAAGUGGCCCUGUCCCAGUCUCAACCAUCACAACAACCCGUCAACGACACACAGACCAGCAUCUCCUCCGUCGAAUCCAACAUUCCAGAUGAGAAACCAGGCUAUCCAGCAAACACUUCUGCAAGAAAAGCAUGUGUACAUCAUAUUGCUGAGAAGCUGCGUAUGCGGCUUCAGUUGGCCAUGUACAAAGUCCGUAUCAACCAAGCCGAGACUCCACUCUCGCACCUUCCACACCCCAAGCCUUCGCCAUCUGUCGCAUCAUCAUCAGCACCUCCUACUACCGUUAAGCGCAAGCACGAAGACUCUGCUGAGCCUCUGUUUGCACUACCUUCCAGCAUCGCGAAGGCAUGUCGUUACACGCCCUACGCGCAACGCCCGCAUUCAACCCCAUACGCGCCUUCUGCGCGUUCGAUCCUUGCACCGAGUCCAUUCAGCCCGGUGAUGCAAGAUACGCCUGCGCCGAAGAGACCAAGCAUGGGUGGGUUGCGAAAGAGCUCGGACGAUGAUAUCAGAGUAACCACCACUGCGAACUUGGAUGCUUUGUUCAAGACGCCUGGGAGGGAGUUGAAGGAGGAGCCGCAGGACAAUGAUGUUGGUGCUGCGCGGGGCUUGUUAAGUUUAGGGAUGAUGAGGUAGGGAGACAGGUAAUGUUUGUUGGAUGGCGAGGGCGAGUAGGCACGGAGGCAGGCUGAAGGUUGGUGGGGUUUUCACAUGGGGCGCCACAGGUGGGAUUGGACACUUUUACUUAUUUUCUUUGCAUGAUCUUGAGAACCGCAGGAACACGGACUUUAUCUAGAGUUCAUGGACUUUUACGAUACCCCUUAGCGGCAAUUCAUUCUUCAUCACGUAACUUCCCCAGCCUUUCCGUCGCCUUCCAAUACCGUUUCCUGAGCAAAGUUCUUUAGUACCCAGGAUUUGCCACCGUAUUCCAUUUCCUCCUCUUCCCACCUGUUC
This is a messenger RNA of Saitoella complicata NRRL Y-17804, 1527 nucleotides long. RefSeq lists its product as uncharacterized. Lineage: Eukaryota; Fungi; Ascomycota; Saitoellomycetes; Saitoellales; Saitoellaceae. The transcript is spliced from 2 exons. Bases 253 to 1209 code for a protein of 318 amino acids. The record is from RefSeq and is a predicted model, not a curated record.